Messenger RNA from Conger conger (European conger), 2272 nucleotides. RefSeq names its product specifically androgen-regulated gene protein. The transcript is spliced from 4 exons. The record is from RefSeq and is a predicted model, not a curated record. NCBI's taxonomy places the organism in Eukaryota, Metazoa, Chordata, Actinopteri, Anguilliformes, Congridae. Bases 222 to 1880 code for a protein of 552 amino acids.
GCCUGAUCUUGCUGUAUUCACCUGCUCAUUUUUCAGCCUCACGAAACCUGGGACUGCAAAUGAAAGUUUGCUAAUGGUAGAUAACUUUGUGGAAUAAAGACCCUGACCCUGCUAUUAGUGGUCUAAGACAUAUUGCGGGUUGCUUCUGAGAAAGGCUCUCUGCUGCUUUCAGCCAAUCAGCAGGAGCCUUCAAAGUGGCGUCCCCGCCUGCCCCCUGUGCGAUGCCGGGGAGUGACACGUGGCCAGGUGGCGUUGCCAUGGAAUCGAUGACCAGUAUGGACAGUGCAGGAAGCUGCGACAGUGUUGUCAGCGUUAACUCUGUCUCUAGUGAUGAUAGUCUGGAGUACCUCUCGCCUGAGGAGCGGGCAUGCCUGAUGUUCCUGGAGGAGACCAUAGAGUCCCUGGAGGCCGAGGAGGACAGCGGCCUUUCCACCGAUGAGCCGGAGGACCGUCUUCCUGUGCUUGGCAGCUUGGGCUCGAAGAUGGACCACCAGACAGACGGCCCGAGCAGGAUGGAAGAUGUGUCAAUGUAUUCUUACAAUGACCCCAUGAUGGAGACAGUCAAGGACCACAAACCCAGCUACCUAGUCCCCACUCCCCUGGUUCUGCCCAAAGCUGGGGUAGAUGUGGGAGCAGACAUUGACCGCUUACUAGCCACCUCCACCUACCUGACCGACCUUCCACCAGACAAGGUUGACCUGGUCCACCAGCCCAUUAACAUCAGCCCGGACAUUGACCCGUGCCAGGGGAUCCCCUUUGAAGGUAACCUGCUGGUGAUCCCUCCUCCAACAGACUUCAGGGAUGAGCCAGAUGCUCAGGUGGACCUCUCUGAAGGCAGCACACCGACGCCUAGGCCAAUGUCCCAGUCAGAUAUUGUGCAGCAGCUUCUCAAGAGGACCGCGUCAAAGGACGAGGCUAAGUCACCCACUGCGACUGAUAGUGACCAAUCCUACUACGAAAACAACACUCCUUCUCCUUAUGAGGCUCUGCCUGCAUCCCUUCAUGAAUUUGACGAACCAAAGCACUCCCCACCUGCUGUAGCCCCCAAGCCAAAGCGCCUCCCUUCCAACAUCAUCCUAAAGACCCACAAAGUUUCCAUUUCAAGUCCAGUGUCCAGCCCAGACCCAAUCACUGGCUCCUCCUGUACGUCACCCAAUGAUAGGAUCCUAAUGGACCCCCAGAGGGUGCAUAUGGAGGCCCUCCGAAAACUGGGCCUGCUGAAGGAUGAGGAGGCUGAUUUGAGUCCCACUUUCAGCCCCACCCAGUACUCUCCCAACUUCCGGAGGUCCUGGGAGCCCUCCCCUUCUCCAGCAUGUCCGGUCUCCCCAGACCUGCCCGAGAGUGACCCGCCUCAGACACGGCCUAAAUGCCAGUCCUCGCCCAUCCUGCCCCCAGCCAUGGAGGCCCUGGUGCCCAAAGUCCUUGGAGAGUAUCGAGAGCGCUCGAGGAGUGACCUCCCUGCCUUCACUCACCGAUCCCGCCCCGUUUCCACAGAAAAAUCUGCCACUCUUGAGCGCGGUUCGGGCCUCAGUUACCGGUCCAUGAGCCAGACUUCCACCAGCCCUGGCCAGGAUGAGGACCCACCCAAAACCCCUGUUGAGGACUCCCUCACCCAGCUACGCAACAGCCGGCCUCGCCCAGCCUCCCUGGGAAACGGAAAGGACUUCAGAGCCAUUCAUGGUGACGCUCCACACACAGCUGCCCCUGUCACUGCCAUAGCCAAGUCCCCCGAGGUUGGGGAUAGUAUCAGGCAGAGGAAUGACAGCAGCUCCCAAAAGCUCCCACGCUCCCAGGGCAUCAGUGUGCUGAUCACGCCCCGCAGCAAGUCUGGCGAGGAUCGCCGUGAAGCCCUGCGCAAGCUGGGCCUGCUCAAGGACUGACCCCCCAGCACAGGACAACACCCCCUCCCCAAACUGAGCCCCAGCCAUAUGGACAUCCUGAGAGAUGGGUGUGCUGUGACUCCCUAUCCACAUCGCUACUGCUGGAACUGCCACAGAAGAUCAUUCAUGCAGUGGUUGGAGAGAUAAGAGGACAUACAGUAUGUAAAUGUACAGGAAAAGGUGCCUUUUGCUUUCAUAGCACGCUGACGCUGUCUGUAAGACUGCCUUCAAUGCACGACGCAUACUAUCUGAGAUGUAGAAGAAUGUAAAGUAUGUAUAGCAUUUUCGUCUUUAUAACUACCAUGAAUUUUAGUAUAUUUGUACAAUCAAAUUAUACAUUUAAAAUUUUCUAAAUAAACAGUAUCAAGAAGGAGCAUUGACUCCAUCUUAGU